AGUGCCUACGAUGGUUAUCAGUGUUUGAUUUUUAAACAAAAGUUAUUAUGAUGAAUAAAUUCUCGACCAAUUUACACAGCCACGACGCACCGUUUACAAAUCUAUGUAUGUUCCAGAUUGACUGACUGAGCCAGACAGCUCCGCCCACGAUGGUCAUCUACAUCUGGAACAAAAAAGUGAUUCGGCGCAAGAACUUCCCCAUCCACUUACUGCGCGUCUACACGCUCAAGAAAUACAGCGUAUGAUGACCGGGUUGUGACAGGAGCCUCGCGAUGGGAGGUCUGGAGUUCGAGUUCGGUUGAGUGACCACGAUGGCCUUCUCUCACCCGUUCUCGUUCGCGAUCGUCAGUUGUGUCCUACCGUGGUUGUUGUUGUGCGCAGUACGUACCAAACAGCCGGUAUCCGUCCGCCUCCCCCUCUCGCCACCCCCCACCACCCGCAACAGAACCCCUCAGCAUGCGGCGGGGACCCCGGUCCAGUUGCGCCUAGCUGUCGCCUACUCGGCCCACUACGAUGUGGUAGUGACCCGGGCGGUCAACCGCACCUUGACCGCACUGUCCGCCGACCUAACCGCCGCGGGCUUCUCCCUCACCCCCAUCUACAGCCCGCUGCCAACAACCUUCUCAGCCCCCUACCUCGCCGACCUCAGUGCCGCGUGGGCUAACCGGUCCGUCGUCGCGGUACUCGUGUUCGCUACCGACGGUCCCGGCCUCACGCCUGCCCUCGCCGCCGCCGCCUCCGACCUCCCCGUCCUUUGGGCCACCGGUGAGGUCGGCGACGGCUACCUCAGCAGGCCAUCGUAUGCUUAA
Messenger RNA from Homalodisca vitripennis (glassy-winged sharpshooter), 809 nucleotides. RefSeq lists its product as uncharacterized. The transcript is spliced from 3 exons. NCBI's taxonomy places the organism in Eukaryota, Metazoa, Arthropoda, Insecta, Hemiptera, Cicadellidae. The record is from RefSeq and is a predicted model, not a curated record. The coding region runs from base 312 to 809 and encodes 165 amino acids.